Bombyx mandarina (wild silkworm) is the source of this 3279-nucleotide messenger RNA. It is a transcript of the gene me31B, whose product is annotated as ATP-dependent RNA helicase me31b. NCBI's taxonomy places the organism in Eukaryota, Metazoa, Arthropoda, Insecta, Lepidoptera, Bombycidae. The record is from RefSeq and is a predicted model, not a curated record. Gene Ontology annotation, molecular function: nucleic acid binding; RNA helicase activity; ATP binding.
CAGAAAUAGAAAAUAAAAGUGUAUUAUUGUCUUUGGUUGAGUAAACUCUUGUGAUGUCGUCGUUGAGUAUCGAGUGUCGUCACCUUUUUUAAAUUUUUAUCUAGCUAUUCUGAAAUACUUGGUGAACGUGAUAAACUGACUAAUAUACGUGUCUAAAAGUGAUUUAGAGAAUUUAUUUAGUGUUGGACUUGGACAAAUAAUAAUUAGUGUGAUUAUAAGUUUCUAAUUUUAGUCGUCCCUAGCUAGGGAUAAAUUUGGCAAAAUGAUGACCGAAAAUAGAAUUAGUUCAAGUAAUCACGUCGGAAAUAGUAUCAGUCAAACUAAAGGAGAGGUCGACAAAAGCAUCGACGACGUUGGUUGGAAAUCAAAAUUAAAAAUACCCCCAAAAGACAGAAGAAUAAAGACUAGUGAUGUCACAGAUACUAGAGGCAAUGAGUUUGAAGAGUUUUGUUUGAAGCGAGAAUUGUUGAUGGGUAUUUUUGAAAAGGGAUGGGAGAAGCCAUCUCCUAUUCAAGAGGCCUCAAUUCCUAUUGCCCUAAGUGGAAAAGAUGUACUUGCAAGAGCUAAGAAUGGAACUGGUAAAACUGGUGCUUAUUGUAUUCCAGUUUUGGAACAGGUUGAUCCUAAAAAGGAUACUAUACAAGCUUUAAUUGUUGUACCAACUAGAGAGUUGGCACUCCAAACAUCACAGAUUUGUAUUGAACUGGCAAAACACACAGACAUUCGUGUAAUGGUUACUACAGGAGGCACAAACCUUCGAGAUGAUAUAAUGCGUAUUUAUCAAAAUGUACAAGUGAUUAUUGCCACACCUGGGCGUAUGAUUGAUCUCAUGGAUAAGCAGGUGGCCAAAAUGGAUCAAUGCCGGAUGUUAGUUCUUGAUGAAGCAGACAAACUUCUUUCACAAGACUUUAAGGGCAUGCUGGAUAUGGUUAUUUCAAGAUUACCUAAGGAACGCCAAAUCUUGCUGUUUUCUGCAACUUUCCCCCUGAGUGUAAAACAAUUUAUGGAAAAGCAUUUGAAAGAACCUUAUGAAAUAAAUCUCAUGGAAGAAUUAACAUUGAAGGGUGUAACACAGUACUAUGCAUUUGUUCAAGAAAGACAAAAAGUGCAUUGCCUUAACACACUUUUUUCAAAGUUGCAAAUAAAUCAGUCAAUAAUAUUUUGUAAUUCAACUCAAAGGGUGGAGUUGUUAGCCAAGAAGAUAACAGAGUUAGGAUAUUGUUGCUACUACAUCCACGCACGAAUGGCACAAGCUCAUCGUAAUCGUGUGUUUCACGACUUUCGUGCUGGGCUCUGCCGUAACUUAGUGUGUUCAGACUUGUUCACUAGAGGUAUUGAUGUGCAAGCAGUUAAUGUCGUUAUCAAUUUUGAUUUUCCUCGAAUGGCAGAGACAUAUCUUCAUCGCAUAGGACGCUCUGGACGUUUUGGGCACCUUGGUAUUGCUAUAAACUUAAUCACAUAUGAUGAUCGUUUUGCACUACAUCGUAUCGAACAAGAACUGGGUACUGAAAUCAAGCCAAUUCCCAAAGUGAUAGAUCCUGCGCUAUAUGUAGCGCGUCCGGAAGAUGAAGAUCUGGGCGACAAGUAACGCCGUGCCGUCUGCGCCGCGUUGAUACGUUCGCGCUCUGCGCACGCUUCUAAUAUCUGGACUUGCUGACUUGUGAAUGAAAACAGUUUAACUACAAAAAACUUAUUUGUAAAAAGUGAAAUGAAUUUAAUGUAACAAAAAAUGUGCGUGUGAAUGUAGUUUAUCGUGAAAUAAGACUUUGACCUCAAAAUGGUCACUUUUUUAGUGUACAUAAACGUAACAUCAAAUUUAAGGGAUUAUCUUGAUGCUUUUUGUUCGUGUUGGACAAUGUGCGUUAAGCCACAGAAAUAAAAAGAAAAUGUUUGUUUUCUGGUAAAGUCUACCUAAAUUUGUCCAUGAUCUCUUCAUAAAUUGUGGUAGACUUUCAUAAAUGUAUAUUAUAAAUGUCUAUCCGUAAAAACAUGAAGUUUGAGCCAGCACCGGAUUAAUUUUUUUUUACAAAAAAAAUACACGUUUGGUUACGGAUAGGCAAUGUAAGUCUGGCUGAAACAUCAGAAAUUUGGUGGAAUUAGAAAAAAAACAGUGUAAAAAAAUGUUGUUUCUGACCGCUUGAAACAAUGUUAAAUAACUUCAAGCCGUUUUCCAUGAAAAAUGUCAUGAAGCAGCUUCAGUUUGAUAAACUAAUUAUUCAGAAGGGUUGCUGUGUUGGUCAAACUGAAUGUCUGUUGCAGGCUAACUUUGUGUCCGGUUAGAGUCAUGAACAGCUAUUUUAAAUAUUAUUUCGAAAGCGGCUUACAUAGUCACAGUAGAUGUAUGGCAUUUGAUGUUGAUGGGCUAAAGUAAUUGAAUCGAGAGAAUCAAGUUAUUCAAACCAAUAAGUAAAAUGAAAAACUAAUAAAUAACAAUCAAGUUCUACAAAGCCCAACAAAACGAAUCUGCCUUUACAAACAAGUAAAUAUUUUACAUUCCUGGAAUAAUUUGAAAUCUGUGACUAUUUUAACGAGAUUGGGGAAUGCACUAUUCUGUGACGGCUUGCAGAUAUAUGGUAUUCUCCACUCUAUUUGGGGGUUAUUAUUUUGAGAGCUUUCAGUUUUCAUUACAAUAAAGCAAAUGUUUUGCUCUCUGGGGAUUAAACUUUUCGGGAUGUCAAGUGAAGAGUUAAAUUUGGUCAGAAAAUGGUAUCACAACUAAAAUUCGGAUAAAUCUUUAUUUGAAUAAAAAAAAGGGUACAUACAGUAUUUGAUUUGGAUUAUUAUUCUUAGUCAAUUUUAAAUGCACUUAAAUGUGAAGUAACAGUAUGUACACAGUUUGUUACAAUUUGAUUGAUUGUAAUGCAGUGCUUAAAACUUAAUGAAAAUUCAUUGUUGCUGAAAAUUAUCUGUGAUAGAAAUUAUAAGGUAAAAUAUGUAUGUUCAUUGAAAUAAUCAGAAUGGUUUGUGACGUCUUCCGCCUGUAACUGUAACAUUAUAAGUUAGCAGACUGAAGUUUUAGUGUAGUAACUAACAUAUUACAAUAGAAUUCACUGACUAAAGUUAUGUUUCGCUUCAGCUUUCUGUUGAUAUUUUGAAAAGUAAAUUUCUGUAAAUGUUUAUGUAAAAAAUGCAGCAUAUCAAUUAGUUCAAGUUGUUAUUAUUAAAAUAAAACCUCACAAGAUAUAUUAAACAUAUAUAUUAUAUAUAUAUACACAAAAAAGUGAUAAAAUUGUUGACCAAAAAAUAAAACUCUUCACGCCAUUGUUCUCUUUUAUUAAA